AGAACCCAACCCUGCAAAGCAAAGCAAGCAAGCAAACCCAACCCAACAACCUCCGAGCUGUUCUUCCUUUCUUCCAUCGCAAGAAGAAGCCUACCCUACGCGACCCAAACCCCCACCGGCGGGCGGCGGCGAUGGCCACGGUGGCGAUGGACAUCUCCAAGCCCCCGCCGCAGGCCGGCGACGAGGCUGCUGCGGCGGCCGCGAAGGGGAGGGGCGGAGGGGAGGGGCUGCGGCAGUACUACCUGCAGCACAUCCACGACCUGCAGCUCCAGAUCCGCCAGAAGACGCACAACCUCAACCGCCUCGAGGCCCAGCGCAACGACCUCAAUUCGCGAGUUAGAAUGCUCAGGGAAGAGCUGCAGUUACUUCAAGAACCUGGCUCAUAUGUUGGUGAGGUGGUGAAAGUCAUGGGAAAAUCAAAGGUUCUAGUGAAGGUACAUCCAGAAGGCAAAUAUGUGGUGGAUAUUGACAAAAGCAUUGAUAUUACAAAGAUCACACCUUCAACAAGAGUUGCUCUUCGAAAUGAUAGCUAUAUGCUCCAUUUAAUCCUCCCAAGCAAAGUUGAUCCGUUGGUUAAUCUUAUGAAGGUUGAGAAGGUUCCUGAUUCUACUUAUGAUAUGAUUGGAGGUCUUGAUCAGCAAAUUAAAGAGAUCAAAGAGGUCAUUGAGCUUCCCAUCAAACAUCCAGAGUUAUUUGAGAGUCUUGGAAUUGCCCAACCAAAGGGUGUUCUCCUCUAUGGCCCUCCAGGCACAGGAAAAACAUUGCUGGCACGUGCAGUUGCUCAUCACACUGACUGCACCUUCAUCAGGGUGUCUGGUUCUGAGUUAGUUCAGAAGUACAUUGGUGAGGGUUCUCGAAUGGUUCGUGAACUCUUUGUUAUGGCCAGGGAACACGCACCAUCCAUUAUUUUCAUGGAUGAAAUAGACUCCAUUGGAUCUGCUAGGAUGGAGUCUGGAACUGGCAACGGUGACAGUGAAGUCCAGCGAACCAUGCUUGAGCUUCUUAACCAACUUGAUGGUUUUGAAGCAUCAAACAAAAUAAAGGUUCUGAUGGCAACAAAUAGGAUAGACAUCUUGGAUCAGGCCCUUCUGAGGCCUGGUCGCAUAGACAGGAAAAUUGAAUUUCCUAAUCCUAAUGAGGACUCGCGUUUCGAUAUCUUGAAGAUUCAUUCAAGAAAAAUGAACUUGAUGCGUGGUAUUGAUCUGAAAAAGAUCGCAGAAAAGAUGAAUGGGGCUUCAGGAGCAGAGCUUAAGGCGGUCUGCACAGAAGCUGGUAUGUUUGCCCUCCGUGAGAGAAGGGUGCAUGUAACACAAGAGGACUUCGAGAUGGCGGUGGCGAAGGUGAUGAAGAAAGACACGGAGAAGAACAUGUCGCUACGCAAGCUUUGGAAGUGAAGCUCACGCCUUGAUACCCUAAGCUUUCACUCCGUUGCUGAAGCGGCGGAAGCAUGUAACUGCAUGCCGUGGAUUUCUGCCAUAUGCUUUGCAAUAUGUUGUUCCAUGCUUAACCUUGAGAUUUUAAGAUGCACCUAUGAUAAUAUGAUGUUGAAAAGUUUAAUUUUUUGAAUUGGCUAGAUACACGAUAUGACAUUGCCUUCUUGCAAUGUACCCUACGUUGCCUACUUUGAUCAUUUGCUUGCCUGU
This is a messenger RNA of Oryza brachyantha (malo sina), 1643 nucleotides long. Its product is annotated as 26S proteasome regulatory subunit 8 homolog A. Gene Ontology annotation, molecular function: ATP hydrolysis activity; proteasome-activating activity; ATP binding. Gene Ontology annotation, biological process: proteasome-mediated ubiquitin-dependent protein catabolic process. Gene Ontology annotation, cellular component: proteasome regulatory particle, base subcomplex. The transcript is spliced from 9 exons. The record is from RefSeq and is a predicted model, not a curated record. Lineage: Eukaryota; Viridiplantae; Streptophyta; Magnoliopsida; Poales; Poaceae. The coding region runs from base 132 to 1394 and encodes 420 amino acids.